Messenger RNA from Bipolaris maydis ATCC 48331, 876 nucleotides. RefSeq names its product Sedlin. Gene Ontology annotation, biological process: endoplasmic reticulum to Golgi vesicle-mediated transport. The record is from RefSeq and is a predicted model, not a curated record. NCBI's taxonomy places the organism in Eukaryota, Fungi, Ascomycota, Dothideomycetes, Pleosporales, Pleosporaceae. Gene Ontology annotation, cellular component: TRAPP complex; cytoplasm; nucleus.
ACUCCACCAUGUCGUACACAUUCUCAAUACUCUCACCUCUUGACGUUCCCCUUUUUACCCACGACUUUGGCACAUCCCGUAGCGGUGGAACUGGUGUUGCAAAUUAUACACCAGGCGAACGCGCCCUUGUUCCAUUCAUUCUACAUUCUGCGCUCGACAUAGUCGAAGAAGUACAAUGGGGUCCCUCCACGUCUAGCGGCUCCGCGCCAAUGUAUCUUAAGCACAUCGACAAGUACCAGAACUGCUAUGUAUCAUGCUGGAUAACAGGCGGGAACACACGCUUUCUGUUGCUGACGAGGCCACGCGAUGAAAGCCUCGGGCUUACAAGCGGAGGCGCUGGAGGUGUCAGAGGAAGCUUGGCUGGUGGACGAGCAGCACUUGGCGGAGGUGCUGGACUGUACAACCCUAGUAGUCCCGCGACCGAGGAGGCAGUCAAGAACUUCAUGGUCGAUGUGUAUGAGGCGUGGGUCAAGACUAUCAUGAACCCUUUUUUCGCGGUUGGAAAUGGAGAGGUGAUCAAGAGUCCAGUAUUCAGACAAAGGGUCGCUACUGCAGCAAAGAAAUAUCUAUAAAGAGCGACGAGUAAGAAAGAGAAGAGAGGAAAUUAAAUAUAGCUCUUACUAUGCUGUAACCGCUUGCAACACGUAUAGAGCGUAUAAUAAUUUAAGUAAGAGACCUUAGCUCGAGAUGGUGUAGAAGGAAAACCUCGAGAAUAAAUUCGUAAAAAGCCGGAAUCUACAGCCCAAUCGCUUCAGAAGCAGGGUGAAUAAGAUGCAUGAAGGCAGCCACUACGAAUGUUCGUAGAUGUUGAUGGAAAGCUAAUUUGUCUAAUACCACUGCUGAAUCUGUCCAUUUAUGCUGGGAGAACAGACGUCG